Molecule: messenger RNA, 2646 nt
Organism: Syngnathoides biaculeatus (alligator pipefish)
Lineage: Eukaryota; Metazoa; Chordata; Actinopteri; Syngnathiformes; Syngnathidae
Gene: tpcn3
Product: two pore segment channel 3
Exons: 19
Coding region: 338-2614 (758 amino acids)
Biological process (GO): monoatomic ion transport; transmembrane transport
Cellular component (GO): membrane
Molecular function (GO): monoatomic ion channel activity
Source: RefSeq, a predicted model, not a curated record
GGAAAUCCGGGUGACGUCGCGUCGGCGUGUGGAGUCUGCCAUUUCCCACGACACGUGAACUCGACGGGGCUCCUUGCUUGCGGCUCGUGAAAGAGCAGAAAAGGAAAAAAAAAAGAGAAGAAGGGAAGAAGGGAAGAAGGGAAGGGAAGGAAAGAACAACAACAAGACAAAGUGCACGCCACACGUCAUGUGCACGCGCGCGAGCCACGACUCGGACUGACGUCAGCCAAAAAAGGGAAACGAGCGAAGGCGGGCGCCGGAUUUAGUUCGGACAACUUUGGGAGGAGAAGGACAAGAAGAAAACGAAGAAAAAGGUUGAGAAAGGAAGAGAAGAAAGAUGACGGGCACCAGCGGCCAGGACGCGCGUGCGUGCGAAGGAAAAGAAGGCAAAACCAAAGAGGAAUUGGAGCUGGCGUCAGCGUACGUGUCGGACGCUCAGUACAACCGGAACGUUUUCUUCGACACGUCGCCGCGGGCCGUCAGUUUGUACUUGCUGUACAAUCGCCGACUUCUUCGGGUGUCGGUCUACUUCUUCAUCCUGCUGGACUUGAGCUUGGCCGUCUGCGAGGAGCCCGCCGUCUGGCCUCUGCCGCCGUGGGCGACCAUGCUGGCGGAGCUUCUGUGUCUGCACGUGUUUGCCCUGCGCUUGGUCCACUACGCCAAGGUGAUCCCCCGAGACAAAUUCUGGAAGGACCCCAAGAACAUCUGCAUGAUGGCCAUCCUGGCGCUGACACUGGUGGACAUGAUCGUGUACGGCGCGCUGCACGCCGCCGGCUUUUACGCCCUCCGCUGGUCGCGAGUGCUGCGCCCGCUCCUAUUGGUCAACGUGACGGAGGGCCGGCAGCUGCGCAGGGCAAUCAGGAGCAUCCGCAACGCCCUCCCUCAGAUUUUGUCGCUGUUCCUGCUCUUCAUCUUCAGCAUCCUCAUCUUCUCACUGAUGGCGCUCAAACUCUUCGGCAAGCGCGGCCUGGCGACGGCGGACGGCGCCGCCUACUUCUCCAACUACGGCGACGCGGCGUUCGAGCUCUACGUCUUGGUGACCACGGCCAACAGCCCCGACGUCAUGAUGCCGGCGUACGACGCCGGCUCGGCCUUCGCCCUCUUCUUCAUCGUCUACAUCGUGGUCAACACGUACAUCUUCAUGUCCGUCUUCCUCGCCGUCGUCUUCAAUAACUACAAGAAGUACUUGAAGGAGGAGGUCCGGCAGCUGGUGCGGGCCAAGCGGCGCAAGAUGGCGCGCGCCUUCGCCGUGUUGCGGGAACUCCCCGAGGACGGCGGGCGAGGCGAGCCGCUGGUCGGUCGCGCCAGCUGGACCCGCCUCGUGCGAUCGGUCCGGCCCGACAUCAGCCGCGCCCACACGGAGCUGCUGUGGAGCGUGUCGGACGACGACAACCGCGGCGCCAUCGACGAGCGCUCCUUCGUGCAGCUGGCCGACCUCCUCAACAUCGAGGUGAUCACGCUCAAGUCCAGGCCGCACCCGCUGGACCGGCUCUGCCCCGCCUUCUACCGGUCGGCGCCCAGCCGCCUCGUCCGCCGAUCGGUCCGGCACAGGGCCUUCGCGGCGGCGUACGACGUCAUCAUCCUGAUCAACGCCGUUUUCAUCGGCCUGGACGAAAAGCAGCCGAUGAUCGCCAACUCCGAGUGGGGCUUCCUGGCCCUCUACCUGCUGGAGAUCCUGCUCAAACUUUACGUCAUCGAACCCAGAACCUUCUUCUCUGCGCACAGCUUCUGGAACUGGUUCGACACCCUCAUCGUGGUCAGCGCGCUCAUCGCCACCGUCGUCAAUGCCGCCCUCGAGUCAUCGGGGGGGUACACCAGCCGCCAGAUCCUGGACAUCGUUUUCAUCCUGCGAGUGCUGCGACUCAUCCGAGUGGUGGACAGCAUCAAGAGGUUUCGGACCAUCAUGAACACGCUGAUCCGGAUCGGACCGGCCAUCCUCACCUUCGGGCAGCUCAUCCUGGUGGUCUACUACGUGUUCGCCGUGGUGGGCAUGGAGCUGUUCGCGGGCAAGGUGAAGUUCUACGAGGACGCGGGCGACCCGGCUCGGCUGGACUGCGGGAACGCGCUGCUGCGAGGGAGCGCCUUCGCCCGGCUGGGCUACUGCAAGAACAACUUCAACCACGCGGGGGCCGCCUUUGUCCUCCUCGUGCAGCUCACCGUGGUCAACCAGUGGCACAUCCUGUGCAGCGGCUUCACGGCCGUCACGCACGAGUCGGCCAGGAUCUACUUCGUGCUCUUCCACGUGGUCGUCGUCAUCGUCGUCAUCAACAUCUUCGUGGCGUUCGUCUUGGAGGCCUUCUUCCUGGAGUACUCGCUGGACAAGAGCGACCUGCACACGGAGCUGGAGAAGAAGAUUGAGCAGCUCCAGCUGGGGGUGGCGCAGGACGCCGUGGAGGACAACCUGGUGGCUGCCAUGGAGACGAGCGACCACGAGCAGCCCGCCGAGCAGUCGGAGAGCGCUGCGCCCAAGCUCGUGUUCAAAAUCGCCUCCAAAAGGUAUCGAACCGUGGACGCGCUGCUGCAGCGCCUGUUCGAGGCCGACUUGGAGCGGGAAGACGCCGACGUUCACGACGGCGACGGAAACUUCGCCAACCCGUCCUUCGGCGCCGCCUAAAUGAUGUUUACGAAUAAAGUCUGUUUUUCCCA